ACUGAAAAAAUAGGUACCCUUAAAGCAAAGUCACCGGUUCUCUUGAUUACAAAUUAUUACAAGCAAGAGAAAUAAUCUGUCAAGAAUAGAUUUUUUUUUGCUACAAAUGAAAUGUCCUUGAUUAAAAAAAAACCCUUUCUCUUGAAAUUGACCCUAGGCUCUCUUGAACGUUAAUUACUAAUAACAAAUGCCAUGGGUUUUUGUUCAAAACUGCUGAAGUGUUUGUAUAUUUCAGCAAUUUAAACAAAAUCUGUGUUUCUUUAUUCAAGUAACAAGAUCUUGUAUGUUGUGAAUAUUCUGAGAAUUCUCUCCCAUGCUCGAAACUUGCAACUACCGCACAUUGCAAUCCGUAUUACGUAUGUAUUCAUAUUCACAUGCAACGUGUUAGCUGCCCUUGCUCUUACUUUAUUUUAUUACUUUUUAUAGCUACUAAUGCUACUAUAGUAUUAUUACGCGCAUUUUUAAAGCCGAAAGUGAUUUUUUUCAUUUAUUGACACUGACGUGUAUGUUAUAUCAGUGCGGUAUGGAAAAUGUAAAAAUCUUUUUAAGUAAAUGGAAAUUAAUCCAUUUAUUUAACGUUUUUGAAGAGCAGAAUAUUGACGACCCUUUGUUAAUAAAACACUUGACUAACGACCAAAUCCGAUUAUUGGCUCCUAAUAUUGGAGAUCAAAUUAAGCUGCAACAAGGAAUCAAAAGCCUUAGCUCAGAUCAGGUCGAGGAUCAGAAUGAUGAACCACCAGAAAAGAAACAAAGAGUGGAAUUGCAUGACGAAAGUUAUGACACAACACUCACAGACAACAUUCCUAUCAUAUUUUUGGAAAAUAAUUUUGAAGCACUUGCUAGGCCGUCUACUUCAAACGCAGUAGAGGCCAUUUACGAUACAAUUAGCCAGACGUCAGACACAGUCACUGUCACAGACACAUCGACAGCUUCCUCUUGCACUGUGUAUGAGAGAAAAUCAGAUAUUCAAAUGUCAGCCCUCAAUAACUUUGAUCUUGAAAAAUUUUUAAAAAACGAUAUUUUGGGGGAGGCACUGCUUGUCAAAGGAACCAAACUAAAUGCUUUCAACAACGGAGACCGGGACCGACUAUGUGAACUGCUUAUAAAACAUCUUCUAAAUGAGCACAAAAAACUCAGUAUAGAAGAUUUCGCAAUAUUAUCAAAAAAAAUUACAAAUGUUUUUCCAAGAGAACAGGCUGCCACUUAUUAUGUGGCACCCAUUCCAAAAAAAAUGUCAGGUAAUAAAAUACAUGAAAAAGCUCGGGGUAAGCUGGUCGACAAGCAAAGGAACUUGCUGUAUAUGGUAAAAAAACUUAAAAGCCCUAAAACAAACGAGAUAGAAGCAGACGAAUCCUAUCAUCAAGAAGUAAUUGAUCAGGAGGCAAAAGACAGUGAAAUUUGGUUGCGACGAAACACCCAGCCGCAAUGCGAAGUGUUACAACACUGGAAGCAAUCCUAUCUUGCUAGAAGAAAUACGCAAUUUCAAACUAUUGCGCAAUUUUUGGAACAGUGGCCAAUUUUAAGAUCUCCAAUUGCCCCUGAUCUGAUUAAUUAUGACUUCGCGCAAGUGCACAAAGUUCCCGAGAAUUUUGACCUACAGACUGAAUUUCAAAAUUUGUUUGAGGCUGUACUAACGCAGAGAAAAUCAUCGUUAAGUCCUGCUGAUAAUACUAUUUUGCAGCUGCUAGAUACCGAUGAUAUAACUUCUGAUUCACGAAGAGCGAUCCAACUGUAUUUGCUGGCAUCACUAGUGCCUCCAAAAGGGAGAACCAAAGUAAAGAAGCUUCACUGGAAGCCCUCUAUUACUGAAGCAAGGGAAGGUGUUUUCGUGCAUGUUUUAACACCAGGCGACAUUGAACAGGCAAAAAAACAAAAAAUUAAUUCAAUGUACUCUAAAGGUCUCACUGUGCAGCCUUAUUUUAUAAUCAUUGGACCAAGCCUUAAUAACAUUUCCCAAACUCUUGUUAUAAUUAAUCAAAAUACAUAUCAAUGCAAUUCCAUUCUUGAAGCAUUGGACUUCUGUUUUAAAUCGUACAUUGUUUUGGAUGCAAAAUAUCCAUUUCAAUCGCAGCACUUAUGGUAUCUAAUCCAGUGGAUUGUUUAUAAAUAUAGAGCAGCGACAGAUCCAAAAAUACUUUUUAUCAAUGAUCUCGUAAAUUCGUAAAUAAUAGUACAUAUUACGUUUUUGCUCUUAGUUUUGACUGAUUUGUAUAGCAUGUUAAAACGGAACUAUAUUUGGUAUUAAUGCGAACCCAAGGCACAAUAAUGGAAUCUUCACAAGGAUAUAUAUGCUUUAAAUGUAAAGAAAAUUUUUUUUCCCAUAAAAACCUAAUCAAACACAUAAAAAUAUCUCAUUUUUUUUUGACUGAGUACCGUUGUGAACAAUUAUACUGUUUCCGGUCUUACAAAGAUCUGAAUGGCUUGCGAAAACAUUUUCAAUCUCAACAUGAUAAUCUUCCAGUGGAAAGUCUUUCAAAGAACACACAAGCUGUCAGUAAGACAACAAAUAUCUCAAGUGUGACUGAUCAUUUAUCUGAUUUAGCUAAUUUUCAUUCAGGUAGUUCAGAAACUACUUCUACUUCUGUACCAGCAGCUCCCCAAAAUUAUGAUUUAAAUAAUGAAACAAAUAUUAGAUCUUUUAUUACUAACUAUAUGUGUACUCUUUAUAGUAAUACCUCAGUAAAUAGAAGUGUUGUGCAAUUCGUAAUUGAAAACACAAAAAUAUUAAUUGACAAAAUUCUCACACACAUUUUUGAAAAUUUCUCAGAAGCCAAUGUUACUACAGCAAAAGAAAAUCUACGUUAUACAAUAAAAAAUAUUCUUUGUCUUUUCGAAACUACAAAUUCUGAACAUCAGAGACUGAAACUUUUAGAAAAAUGUGAAUCCUUUAUUAAACCCUUUCCAUUUACUAUAGGAAUCACAACUUGUUUGAAUAGAAUUGAUACUUCAGAGGAAGCAACAUUAUCGGUUCGCGAAGCACGCGGACAAAAAGUGUGUAUUCGUACGGUUCUCAAAAAAUUCUUAGAAUUACCAAAUGUUUUAAACAAAAUAGAUUACUUUGUUCAAUCACAGGAAGAAAUUUCUUCUGAAAUAGUUAGUAUAUUCCAAGGAGAGCUGUGGAAGUCUUUAAAGUCACGUUUCAUAAACAAGAAGGUAUUUCCUAUUUAUAUAUUUUUUGAUGAUUUUGAACCAAUUAAUCCAUUAGGCUCUAGAGCUGGCAUUUACAAAAUAGGAGGUGUGUAUCUAUCCUUAGCUUGUAUCCCUUUUGAAUUCGCUUCCUUAAUUGAAAAUAUUUUCUUAGUUCAAUUAUUUUAUUCCAGUGAUAGGGCUAGACAUGGAAAUAAAAAAAUAUUUGAAAGUCUCAUUGACGAUUUAAUUUUUUUGGAACGUGAAGGAAUUUACGUGGAUAGACCUGACGGCAUACAGGAAAAAAUUUAUUUCACUCUAUUUCUUAUAUUGGGUGAUAAUUUAGGCUUAAACAGCAUAUUGGGAUUUAAUGAAAGUUUCAAUUCCGAUCAUUUUUGCAGAAUAUGUUUAGCCACAAAGCAAAUGUCGCAGGUAGAAGUCGAUCAAUCAAAAUUUAUUUUGCGAAGCAAAGAAACUUAUAAUUCUCAUAGCACUAAUUUUUCACAUGGGGUAAAAGAAUCCUGCAUUUGGAAUGUAUUACCAAAUUUUCACGUAACAAACAAUAUUUGCUGUGAUAUGAUGCACGAUGUUCUGGAGGGUAUUCUAAGGUACGAUAUGGCUUUCGUUAUCAAUUCGCUUAUUAGAAAAAAAUAUUUUAGUCUUGAUCAUUUAAAUGAACGAAUAAAAUUUUUUAAGUUUUCUAAGGCAGAUGCAGGUAAUCCUAUGCCUCAAAUUAAGUCGGACCAUUUAAAGAAAAACCAUAUAGUGAUGAGUGCAUCUGAAAUACUUUCCUUAACAGUAUAUUUUAGUUUUCUUGUGGGGGAUUUAGUGCCCCCAGAAGAUGAAAUAUGGAUAUUUUAUAUUAUAACGGUACAAAUUUUAGAAAUGAUGUUAAAUAGGGUGUUCACCACUCAAUCUAUAGCAUACUUAAGUAUUUUAAUUGAGGAACAUCAUACAAUGUUUAUUGAACUAUUUAAACAACACUUGAGACCUAAGUACCACAUACUGUUGCAUUAUCCUUCGGUUAUUAGAAUGAUUGGCCCUCCCCGACACUACUGGUCAAUGAGGUUUGAAGGAUUUCACAAGCUUUUAAAAAGUACAGCUAACAAUACAGCCAGUCGCAAGAAUUUGUUGGUUACUUUGAGUAUCAAACAACAGUUAAGAUUAUCUUCUAGAUUGGCCAACAAAAAGGGAUUAGAGUGUGAAAAGAGAUGUGGACCAUGUAGUACUGUGAACACAAGUCAUACUUUUAAAAACAAAUUUAGCAAUAAAGCUGUUUCUGUGCCUUGGGUAAACAUUAACCAUGUUUUGUUUAAGAAGGGUUUCUUUCUCAGUAUUAGUGACGAUAGUGAUGAGACUGAUGGUUUAGUUACUUUUGGCAAAAUAAUAGAUAUUAUUAUUGAAUCAGAGUCUAUAUUUUUUUUAUUGUCAAUUUAUGUUACUGUUGGAUUUAGCACUCAUUUUCAAGCUUAUGAGGUAUCGAAACUAAGUAAGAACACAUUAAUAAUUCAUCCUUUUCAGUCUUUGCAAAAUAACAAUGUUUAUAACAAUCGUGUAUUGGGCGACGGUCGUAGUUUUAUUUCUAUGAUAAAAUAAAAGCAUAACUAAAUUAAUUACCAAUUAAUAUAUUAGUUGGCCUAAAAUAUUUGUGUACAUUUUGCGAGAGUCCACUACAUUAAGUACAAAUUUUCAUUUCUGUUUCGUAGUUUGUGCAAUUGCUUAUUUUAAUUACCUUCAGUUUAUUUUUUAAAAAGGCUGUUGAUUGGAGUUACCUUAGACUGUGUGAUUUUUUUUUUAUUUGUUUAGGGUGAGAUAAUACCUAAAACCAUGUAAGAUAAAUUAGGUUGUUUUAUUCUUUAUGAGAAUUAUUUUAUUGAUUUUUGUUGCUAUAGUAAGUUAGCUUUUAUUAUAAACAUUAUAUUAUUUACUUAUUAUUAAAACAAAUAAAUUUUUUCAUUCAUAGUGGUCCGCUUCUUAUUUAUCAAUAUGGGAUGGCAAUGCAUAGCCUAGGGUAAUACAAUAGGGAAUAAUUUUGAAAAACGUCUGUGUAAUGUUUAGUUAUAAAAAAUUUUUGCCGCUACAAUUAUUACGUACCUAUGAGCAGCAGGUGUCCUGAAAUAAACAUUUUAACUUUGAAACCGCUAGA
Molecule: messenger RNA, 5272 nt
Organism: Photinus pyralis (common eastern firefly)
Lineage: Eukaryota; Metazoa; Arthropoda; Insecta; Coleoptera; Lampyridae
Exons: 6
Coding region: 2245-4722 (825 amino acids)
Source: RefSeq, a predicted model, not a curated record